Molecule: messenger RNA, 810 nt
Organism: Oppiella nova
Lineage: Eukaryota; Metazoa; Arthropoda; Arachnida; Sarcoptiformes; Oppiidae
Source: the annotation of a GenBank genome assembly
AUGUCCCUCACAUUCAAUUUCAGUGGUAAAGUAGUGCUGAUCACAGGCUCGAGUGCGGGUAUCGGUGCCGCCACUGCCUUCUCCAGAGCCGGUGCUAAUGUUGUGGUCACCGGUAGACGAGCCGAUAAAGUGUCAGAAGUGGCCAAAGAGUGUCUCAAAGUAUCACCGAAACAGUCGAAAGCACUGGAAGUGGUGGCGGAUGUGACUAAACCGGAAGACUUGCGACGACUUGUGGACACAACUAUCAAACACUUCGGAAAACUCGAUGUUUUGGUGAACAAUGCCGGCGCCGGUACUGUAACAUCCAUUAAUAAUAAGGAUUUCUACGAGACUUAUCUGAAAGUAAUGCAAAUAAAUCUCAAUUCUGUGGUCUAUUUAACGCAUAUAUGUGUCGAGCAUUUGGAGAAAACUAAAGGAAAUGUUAUUAACAUUUCAAGUAUCGGUGCAAUGGGACCCUUCCAGGGUUGUACACCUUAUUGUAUGGCAAAGUGUGCGAUGGAUAUGUUCACCAAAUGUAUGGCCGCGGAGUUGGGACCCAAACGUAUCCGCGUUAAUGUCAUCAACCCUGGUCCUAUUCGUACUGAAUUUAUGGAGGCAAUGGGAAUGCCUAAAGAAAUGUCUGAUAAUGCUUUUAAGGCAUGUGAAAACUUAACUGUGUUGGGUCGGGUGGGUGAGUCUGUGGAAGUGGGUGACUCUAUACUAUACCUGGCCAGUGACCAUGCUGCUUUCAUCACUGGCACUAAUGUUAUUGUAGACGGGGGUUGUGUUGUGGCCUAUAAUACCAACGCAGAUAUUCUUAAGACUAAUUAA